Xyrauchen texanus (razorback sucker) is the source of this 3256-nucleotide messenger RNA. Its product is annotated as sorting nexin-1-like. The transcript has 15 exons. The record is from RefSeq and is a predicted model, not a curated record. Gene Ontology annotation, molecular function: phosphatidylinositol binding. Lineage: Eukaryota; Metazoa; Chordata; Actinopteri; Cypriniformes; Catostomidae. Gene Ontology annotation, cellular component: endosome membrane; endosome. The coding region runs from base 62 to 2167 and encodes 701 amino acids. Gene Ontology annotation, biological process: early endosome to Golgi transport.
GAUUUCUCUCUCCCAUUCUCGGUCUGGAGUAAAGUUUUUCCGUGUGAGUGUGGAGCUGAAGAUGGCGGCCAGCUCGGAGCGUAGUCCUCCUCCCUUCCCGGACUUAGAGGAGCCCGAGCUGCUGGAGGACAGUGACGACGGCGCGGAUGCGUUCACAGGCACGUCAUUCUCUGAGAUGGAUUCACCAGUGGACACAACCGGAUCUCCCAAAGACAUCUUCAGCGACCCGUCAGAAGAUAUCUUCAGCGAUCCUCUGAGCGACACCAAUUCUGAACCCCAGAAGAGCAUAGAUGACAAGGUAUCUUCUCCUGGUAGUGACGAGGCCAUCGACGUGUCCAGUGAUCUACUGGAUGACGAAACCGACAUAAUUAGUUCACCUGACAUCAAAAAUCUCGUGCCAGAUCUUAUGAAUGAGUCGGUUAGUACCUGCAUCGUAGAACCACUGAAAUCUGAUGUCAUAAGUGAAUCAACCAAAACUGGCCACAAAAAUGACAUCACAAAUCGUCAGAAGAAUAAUUUCGAAGACUCUACAAAAGAUGUCAGCAAAAGUACCAGAACUUCUUCCGGCAAGAAAGCGGCGAGUUCGGAGCUGUUCAGUGAUGAAAAUGACGAUGAAGAUCUCUUUAAAGAGCCCUUAAAAUCUGUAUCAAAGAAACCCCACCCCUCGGCACUCAGUGGACAACCAGUCAACAUUUUCACAGAGGUGAAAUCAGAAAUAAAGAUCAAACCUCAAACUAAAGCUGCCCCCAAUGAUCUGUUUGCAGAAGAAGCCAUAACGGUGCCUGUCGCCAAACCUGCCACGUGCGCCAACUCCAGGACCAAUGGGGUUCACUCUGAAGAGCAGGAUCUCUUCACAGAAGCCACAGUGGAGUUGUCGCUGGACAGUCCUCAUAAUGAACGUAAGAAGAAAGAUGUCUUGAAGCCUCCAGUAUUGACUCCAGACGCCACUGUGGCCAGCAGCAGUGCCAGUAAAUUUCCGGCCAAAACCCUGGAGGAGCUGGAGGAAGAGGAGACUGAGGACAAGUUUGAUUUGAACAUUUCCAUCACAAAUCCAGAGAAAGUCGGUGACGGUAUGAAUGCAUAUAUGGCCUAUAAAGUUUCAACACAGACAUCAUUACCGAUGUUCCGGAGCAAGACGUUUACAGUACGCAGGCGUUUUAGUGAUUUCCUCGGAUUGUACGAAAAGCUCUCUGAGAAACAUUCGCAGAAUGGAUACAUCGUACCUCCGCCACCAGAAAAGAGCAUUUUGGGUAUGACUAAACUGAAAGUCGGGAAAGAGGAUCCGUCGUCGGCAGAGUUUGUGGAGAGGAGGAGAGCCGCUCUAGAGAGGUAUUUGCAGAGAGUUGUGAGUCACCCAUUUCUAUUACAGGACCCUGAUGUGAGAGAGUUCUUGGAGAAAGAGGAGUUACCUCGUGCGGUGAGCACCCAGACCUUGAGUGGAGCCGGCUUUCUUAAAAUGAUCAAUAAAGCUACAGAUGCCGUCAGUAAGAUGACCAUCAAGAUGAACGAACAAGACGUGUGGUUUGAUGAAAAGAUCCAGGAUGUUGAGAAUGAAGAACAGCAGAUGAGGAAGCUUCAUGUGAUGGUGGAAUCACUUGUCAACCACAGGAAAGAGUUAUCGGGGAACACUGCAGUGUUUGCGAAGAGCGUGGCGAUGUUGGGCAGCUCCGAGGAUAACACGGCUCUGUCUCGAGCUCUUUCUCAGCUGGCCGAGGUGGAAGAUCACAUCGAACAGCUACAUCAAGAACAGGCAGCAAACGACUUCUUCACCUUCUCAGAGCUGCUCGCAGAUUACAUACGACUGCUGGGAGCUGUCAGGGGGUGUUUUGAUCAGAGAAUGAAAGCAUGGCAGCGCUGGCAAGAUGGUCAGAACAUGCUUCAGAAGAAAAGAGAAGUCGAGGCCAAACUCCUGUGGGCCAACAAACCUGACAAACUCCAGCAGGCCAAAGAUGAGAUUGUAGAGUGGGAAGCAAAGGUCACGCAGUACGAGAGAGAAUUUGAAAGAAUCUCAGCCACCGUACAGAAAGACGUCAUCCGUUUCGAUAAAGAGAAAGCUCGAGACUUUAAGCGACAAAUCGUCAAAUACCUCGAGUCUCUGCUGCACUCACAACAACAACUGAUGAAAUACUGGGAGGCGUUUUUGCCAGAGGCAAAAGCUAUCGCGUGAAGCGGUGACCGCAAACGCAAACACACACUCACAGAUGACUGAAGUCUUUUCUAUACUCCUUACCUCUCGCCUAUAAACCAAGAGAAAUCAUGCUGCGAAGGGACAUCAUCUAUCCUGAAUUAAUAACUGUAGAUUUUCAGUGUUAUCUUCACCUUUAUUUUCUUACGAUAAAAUCUUAUAUUGGUCAGGUGUGGGGCUGUCUUCCUCAUCUGUAUGCAACGACACUUACUGUUCCACGAGAGGAGCAUUCAGUGAAGUUCUCUCACCUUUGGGUGGGAAUGAUGCACUUUGAAUUUAUACUCUUCUGAGGCAAUGUCAGUGGUUUACACUAGAGGGCGCUCUACCCUCAUUCAAACACUGCUGAAAGCAGUUUAUCCAUCAGGCCACUUGUUUAGAUGUCACAAUCUGUGGUUUCAUCCAUAGAUUUAGAAUGUUGUUUCAAUGGUUACAUUGAUGCACUUCAAACACAGCAGUUGUAAUAUGCAUUCCUACAGCGCAGUUUAUAUCAAUUUCUGAGCUCUUGAACCGAAGCUUUUCAGUCUUUAAGUUGGUUUUCGUUAUCUGAAAUGUUUUGAGCUCCUCAUCCAUGAUUUCAUUUGCUUUAUUUUCUCUUUAAAGCUCUUUGAUUUCUUGAUAUUUCUUUGUUUUUACGUUUUCAUCUGUAGACAUUUAUGCCAGCAUAUUUGACUGUAGCAUGUUAUAAUUAAUACACUUUUGCUAUGCUAAUAAUUAUGAUUCAACUAUUUCUACAUCAGUUUUUUUUAUAUAUUUUUUUUUACAGAUUUUGCUCCUGUAAAAACAUUACAGAGUUUGCAAGAUUCAUUUUUUUAGAUUAAUGUUCACUCGCCAUUAUUUAGACUUUAGAGUGAGAAAUUAUAUAUAUCAUUUUUUUUAUUUUUUUUUUUGUUAAUUGGAUCAGAUAUUUGCCUCAUAAAUGAUAUUUUGGGCCCUGUUGUAAAGACAGAUGUUAACAGGUUGGAGUUUUCGGCAGGGGUCACCAUUAGGUGCCAUAAUUCAUCAAAAUGUAGGUAUUUUUCCACUCUGCACAAUUUUUUUUUUUAAAGAAAACAAUAAAGAUUUCAUUACAAA